GCGCGAGUGACUGCGCUCUACGCCGAAGCACUUGCCGCCGACACUGUCUUCGAGGAGCCCAUCUAUGUGCUGGGAAUGAAAGCGUGUGAGGCGGAGAGUGAGUGGCAGCUGGCUCUCCAUGCCUUGGAAAAGAUCGUCCAGCAUGGCGUGGUCCGGCGAUUGGAUGCAAGGAUGCUAGGCUCGGCUCGGGCUGCCUGUCUCAAGGCAGGCCAGUGGGAGCUAGCGUUGCAGCUUUCUCGGCAGCGCCGGGACACAGGGGCCGAACCUGACGCCUUCCACUUCUCGGUGGAGAUGUUGGCCCUGGAGAGGCAAGGGCGUCUCGACCUGGCAAUAAAACUCUUCGAGGAGAUGACUUCGCAGAGUGUGACGCCAAAUCAGUAUGUAUACUCGACUCUCAUGGGAGACGGCACCGACCCCACUGCGUGGCCACGAGCUAUAGCGCUCCUGGAGGACUGCGUGGCGCGCGGCGUCGAGUUGGAUGCAGUCCUCUUUGGCAAGGCGCUUCGUGACUGCGCCGCGGCCGAGGAGUGGGAGGUCGCCAUAGAUCUGCUCCAGCAGAUGCGGGCGUCCAUGAAGGUCACUGCUCCCGCCCUGGCUUCUGCGAUCACCUCCUGCAGAGGUGGCCAAUGGGAAGCUGCCCUCGCAUUGAGAGCCUCUGCGUGGCGGAUGCAGCUCAAGCUGGACGUCCAGCUGUGGAAUUCCGUCAUCUACUCCUGCGCAACGGCCGGGAGAGCAAAGCAUGCGAAGGCGCUGCUCUCUGACAUGAAGGCAAAAAAGCUGGAGCCGACAGUGGAGUGCUACAACAACUGCCUGUUAGCGAUCUCGCAGUCGUCAUCUUCCUCCACCGCCGCCAAGCGCUGGCUCACGAAGAUGGAGCAGGAUGGAGUUGAUCCAACUACUGUGACGAUGAACAUGCUU
This is a messenger RNA of Symbiodinium sp. CCMP2592, 918 nucleotides long. The record is from the annotation of a GenBank genome assembly. NCBI's taxonomy places the organism in Eukaryota, Dinophyceae, Suessiales, Symbiodiniaceae.